AUGACGGCGAGAGUUGGGACUCAAAUAAUCGUCGAGCUUCACGAUUUUCCAAAGCCGUCGUGGAGCGAGGUCGGCCACAGUAGGUUCGGCGAUCUUGUCACGCUGAAAUGGUGGGAUAAUCUGUGGUUGAACGAAGGUUUCGCUUCGUUUGUGCAAUACAUUGGAGUCAACGAAAUAACCCACGAUAAUUUUAGAAUGGAGGACUGUUUUCCUUGGCGUGGAAGUCGAUUCGCACAAGGCAUGGAGCUGGACGCUGGUAGCUAG
Molecule: messenger RNA, 264 nt
Organism: Ostertagia ostertagi
Lineage: Eukaryota; Metazoa; Nematoda; Chromadorea; Rhabditida; Trichostrongylidae
Source: the annotation of a GenBank genome assembly